Candoia aspera is the source of this 2324-nucleotide messenger RNA. It is a transcript of the gene COG2, whose product is annotated as component of oligomeric golgi complex 2. The record is from RefSeq and is a predicted model, not a curated record. Gene Ontology annotation, biological process: protein transport; Golgi organization; intra-Golgi vesicle-mediated transport. Gene Ontology annotation, cellular component: COG complex; membrane. The transcript has 18 exons. Lineage: Eukaryota; Metazoa; Chordata; Lepidosauria; Squamata; Candoiidae. The coding region runs from base 97 to 2286 and encodes 729 amino acids.
UCCCGCCGUUGUUGUCUGGCGGAAGUGGCUCGCUUCUCCCCUGAGGAGGCUGGUUGCGGGGACGUGGCUGCUGCGGGUGGCUCCCGGUCGGGCGCGAUGAAUCUGCCGCGUGGACCCGACAACUUGUGCUUCGAUAAGGAUGAGUUUAUGAAACCAGACUUUGAUGUUGAUCACUUUGUGUCUGAGUGCAGAAAACGUGUUCAGCUGGAAGAACUUCGUGAUGAUCUUGAACUAUACUACAAGCUUCUUAAAACUGCCAUGAUUGAAUUAAUAAACAAGGAUUAUGCAGACUUUGUUAAUCUCUCUACCAACCUGGUUGGCAUGGACAAAGCCCUUAAUCAGCUUUCAGUGCCUUUGGGACAGUUGCGAGAGGAAGUUAUGAGUCUUAAGUCAUGUGUUAGUGAAGAAAUACGUGCAAUUGAUGACCGAUUAGCUAAACAAGAAGAUAUCAGGAGAAAAAAGAUGUGUGUCUUGAGACUUAUUCAAGUCAUUAAAUCAGUUGAGAAAAUAGAGAAAAUUCUACACUCCCAAAACUCAAAAGAAACAUCAUUAGAAGGAAGCAGUCGUCUUCUGACCGGACAGAUAUUAGAGAGAAUUGCUACAGAAUUCAACCAGUUGCAAUUUCAUGCAGUACAGAGUAAAGGAAUGCCCCUUUUAGAUAAGCUGAAACCACGUAUAGUUGGAAUAACAGCAACGUUGCAGCAGUCUCUAGAAGGGCUGCUGUUAGAAGGACUUCAGACCUCUAACAUCGACAUAGUACGACACUGCCUACGUACCUAUGCAACAAUAGACAAAACGCGGGAUGCCGAGGCAUUAGUUGGUGAAGUCCUUGUGAAACCGUAUAUAGAUGACGUGAUUAUAGAACAGUAUGUUCAGUCCCAUCCAAAUGGUCUCCAGACUAUGUAUUCAAAAUUGCUGGAGUUUGUUCCUCUCCAUUGCCGUCUCUUACGUGAGGUAACAGGAGGAGGUAUUUCAAGUGCAAGAGGAAAUACAGUUCCUGGAUAUGAUUUCUUAGUAAAUUCUGUAUGGCCAGAAAUUGUUCGUGGUUUAGAAAUUAAGUUGCCAUCGCUGUUUAAUCCUGGAAACCCAGAUUUAUUUCAUGAGAAAUACAAUAUAAGUAUGGAUUUUGUAAGGAAGUUUGAACGGCAAUGUGGUUCACAAGCCAGCGUAAAAAGACUGAGGUUACAUCCUUCCUACCAGAGCUUUAAUGAUAAGUGGAAUUUGCCAGUUUAUUUUCAAAUAAGAUUUAGAGAAAUCGCAGGGGCUUUAGAAGCAGCUCUUUCUGAUGGCUUAGAAGAGGCUCCAGCUGGAAGUUCAUAUUGCCUUUUGGCAACACACAUGACAUGGGCUAGCUUACAGAAGUGCUGGUCAGCUCAGAUUUUUUUGCCAUUGCUAACUGAUCGACUGUGGAAGCUUUCACUGCAGAUUCUAGCCCGCUACUCAGUCUUCAUUAAUGAGCUUCUGCUCAGGCCUGUCUCUAAUGAAACUAUGAAAGAGCAUAAAAAAACAUGGACAAACAAGGAAUCUCCACUGAGCCCUGUUGAAGAUCAAGGAAAUGAGUCUUGUCCAGAUACUCAGCCCUUACCUUCUAUAUCUACCACUCAGCUUGUGUUUGUUGCUGCAGAUUUGGAUCAACUUCAGGAAUGGCUUCCUGAACUUUUGGAAAUGAUCAAGCCAAAACUUGAUAUGAUUGGCUUCAAGAAUACAGCUUGCAUCUCAGGUGCACUAGAAGACUCAAAGAAUUCUUUACUGGGUUGCUGGCCAACCUUAAACAGUAAGAUUAUUCAGGACUUAAAUGAUUCUUGCUUUAGCUGCUUGAAAAGUGCCCUGGAAAUCCCAAGGCUAUAUAGAAGAACUAACAAGGAGGUGCCAACCAAGGCAUUGCCCUAUGUUGAUAGCGCUCUUAAACCUUUCCAUCAACUGAAGAAUGAUUACAAAGAUACAUUAAAGCCAGCUGUGAUUGAGGAAUGGCUUGAAGGAGCUCUCAAUACAAGCACUCAGAAGUACUUGGAUACAAUAUCAGAUAUUCUGAGUUCUGUAAGGAAAAUGGAAGAGAGUCUGAAAAGGCUGAAACAAGCCAGAAAAACUGUGACUGCCAAUAACCCCUCUCCUUAUGGAGGCAUGAGUGAUGACAACAAAAUCCGCCUACAGUUAGCCCUGGAUGUGGAACAUUUUGGAACGCAGAUGGAGAAGAUGGGGAUGCAGUUGAGCAACAUUAAAAGUUUUUCCGCUCUUUCGGAGCUUGUUCAAGCUGCUAAAGAUCAGGUGGCCACCGAACAAACAUAGCAUAAUUUCCAGCUUUAUAAUGAAGAGACCUAACGUCC